This is a messenger RNA of Oryza sativa Japonica Group (Japanese rice), 4736 nucleotides long. Lineage: Eukaryota; Viridiplantae; Streptophyta; Magnoliopsida; Poales; Poaceae. The record is from RefSeq and is a predicted model, not a curated record.
UUUACGGAGUAGUGCUACCUUCGUUUCCGAACCGGGAGUUGAUUCAUUCGCCAGCCAUGGCGGAUCGCCGCGCUCUCCAGUAGGUUACCCUCCUCCCUCUCCGAUCCCUUCUCCUCCCCCCCUCGCGCCAUCUACAUGCCGCCUCGCCUCCUCCGGUCCUCCACCCCUCUCGCCGCCGCCCACCUUCGCGCGCUCUCCGCGUUCGCCCCGCGCGCUGGGGAGGGCGCGCCCCACCUGUUCGGCGGAAUGCGGCCGCGGGCACCCGACCUCCUCGCGCGCCUCCCCGCCGAGCUCGCGUCAUUCGCCCGCGCGCGCGCCGCGGGGCGCGCCGCGCCGAGCCAGUUCGCCUACGGCAACGCGCUCGCCGCGUGCGCCCGCGCCCCCGCCCCCGCGCUUGCCGAGCAGGUCUACUGCGCCGCAUGGAAGGACGGGCUCUCCGGGAACGCGUACGUCUGCACCGGCAUGGUCGACCUGCUCGCCAAGAGCGGCCGCCUCCGGGACGCGCUCAGGGUGUUCGCGGACGGGGACCCGAGCAGCGCCGUGUGCUGGAACGCGGCCGUCUCCGGGGCGGUGCGGAACGGCGAGGGCGGGCUCGCCGUCGAGAUGUUCCGUGAUAUGGUGUGGGGCUCGUGCGAGCCCAACUCGUUCACUUACUCCGGGGCUCUCAGCGCGUGCGCGGCGGGUGAAGAGCUGAGCGUUGGGCGGGCGGUGCAUGGUCUGGUGCUUCGGCGUGAUCCUGAGUACGAUGUGUUCGUUGGAACGUCGCUUGUUAACAUGUAUGCGAAAUGUGGUGAUAUGGGUGCUGCCAUGAGGGAGUUCUGGAGAAUGCCAGUCCGGAAUGUGGUUUCGUGGACCACCGCGAUAGCCGGUUUCGUUCAGGAUGAUGAGCCAGUCAGUGCAAUGCUGCUACUUAGGGAAAUGGUGCGGAAUGGCGUGGCGAUCAACAAAUACACAGCCACAAGUAUCUUGCUUGCUUGCGCUCAGAUGUCUAUGGUAAGAGAGGCUAGCCAGAUACAUGGUAUGGUUUUGAAGACAGAGAUGUACUUGGAUUGCGUUGUCAAGGAGGCAUUGAUUUCGACGUACACUAACUUUGGGUUUAUUGAGUUGUCGGAGAAAGUGUUUGAAGAAGCUGGCACAGUAAGCAAUAGAAGUAUUUGGUCAGCCUUCAUAUCUGGGGUCAGUAACCAUAGCCUUCUGAGAUCAGUUCAGUUGUUAAGGAGGAUGUUUCAUCAAGGUCUAAGACCGAAUGACAAAUGCUAUGCUUCUGUUUUCAGCUCUGUAAAUUCAAUUGAAUUUGGUGGACAACUUCAUUCAUCAGCCAUAAAAGAGGGGUUCAUUCAUGGUAUUCUUGUUGGCAGUGCACUCUCCACCAUGUACUCUAGAUGUGAUAAUGUUCAGGAUAGCUACAAGGUUUUUGAAGAGAUGCAGGAACGAGAUGGAGUCUCAUGGACAGCAAUGGUUGCUGGUUUUGCUACACAUGGUCAUUCAGUUGAGGCAUUCCUAACAUUCAGGAAUAUGAUUCUUGAUGGAUUUAAGCCAGAUCAUGUGUCGUUAACUGCCAUUCUUUCAGCUUGUAAUAGACCAGAGUGUUUACUCAAAGGGAAGGAAGUUCAUGGUCACACACUUCGUGUCUAUGGAGAAACCACAUUCAUAAACGAUUGUUUUAUUUCCAUGUAUUCAAAAUGUCAAGGGGUACAAACAGCUAGAAGAAUUUUUGAUGCAACUCCACGCAAAGAUCAGGUCAUGUGGUCCUCAAUGAUAUCUGGAUAUGCUACAAAUGGUUGCGGUGAGGAAGCAAUCUCAUUAUUUCAGCUUAUGGUGGCAGCAAGCAUUCGAAUAGAUAGUUAUAUAUGCUCGUCUAUUCUUAGCCUAUGUGCUGAUAUAGCAAGACCAUUCUAUUGUAAACCAUUACAUGGAUAUGCAAUUAAAGCAGGCAUAUUGUCUGAUCAGUCAGUAAGCAGUUCACUUGUGAAGGUGUACUCCAGAAGUGGCAAUAUGGAUGAUUCUCGUAAAGUUUUUGAUGAAAUAAGUGUCCCAGACUUAGUUGCAUGGACCACUAUAAUUGAUGGGUAUGCUCAGCAUGGAAGUAGUCAGAAUGCAUUGGCAAUGUUUGAUUUGAUGGUUCAGCUUGGGGUAAGACCAGAUACUGUUGUAUUAGUGAGUGUUUUGUCUGCAUGCAGCCGUAAUGGUUUAGUUGAGCAAGGUUUUAACUAUUUUAAUUCAAUGAGAACUGCAUAUGGGGUUGAGCCAGAGUUACAGCACUACUGUUGCAUGGUUGAUUUACUUGGUCGAUCUGGGAGGCUUGCAGAGGCAAAAUAUUUUGUUGAUAGCAUGCCUAUGAAACCAGACUUGAUGGUAUGGAGCACCCUACUUGCUGCUUGCAGAGUUCAUGAUGACACUGUACUUGGACGGUUUGUAGAAAAUAAGAUCCGUGAAGGAAAUUAUGAUUCAGGUUCCUUUGCAACUCUGUCGAACAUUCUUGCGAAUUCUGGAGAUUGGGAGGAAGUAGCUAGAAUCAGAAAAACAAUGAAGGGUGUAAAUAAAGAACCUGGAUGGAGUAUGGUGUAAAAACCGAAAUGCUUGAGGAGAUCAGUUAUAAACAUAUAUUUCAUGAGCAGAGAUCGGCUAUAAAGAGAGAAGCACCUUUGCCAAAUAUUUCUAUUUUAUGACCAAGACAUUGCAGAGUAUGUUCAUGAUUAAAACUUCUACAAAAAUUCUUUUUUGAAUGUCCCUAAGCUAUUCUUUAUUAGCACAUGUGCUAAAUUUUGAUUGAGUUGGAGUGAUAAUAUUGGGGAAAUUGGAAAUGAACACCCGUUGGUUUUAUGUGGUCCUGCUCAUGGAAAGGACGUUACAGUUAUCAAAAGUUCCCACUGUUGGGAGAACUGGGUUUGUGAUUCCUCUUGCUGUACUUUAUCAACUAUUCACUUUAUGAGAAUUUUCAUAUAAUCAUACUCGGCAUAUAGAGCACACCCCUAAUUCUCAGAGUAAGCAUAAGAUCUUUAUAGUACAGUGGAACUCAAUUUAUAUAACUAAGCUAUUCUUUCCUCAGUUAAUCUUCCUUUAAUAUGAGUAACUUUCAGGUAUAAAUCUGACUUGAUAUAUAUAGCAUGGUAGUUCUUUUGCUAACAACUGAAGGCUUCUCUUGGUCUUAGUGUCUAUAUGACUAUGUAACAUUUUCCUAUAAAAUGCUAUUGCACAUGACUGUAGGAGUUGGGAGUUAAGGGGAAUUCACAUGGCAUAUUGAUAUUGCUUGUCCAGUUAUCUGAAGGAUCACCCAAUAAAUCAAAUGGAAACUUUAUUUUCUGCCGGAUUCCACAUUCACUGCCUGUACUGUAUUCAGUACCAGUUCUUGUAUAUGGAUCCUCAUCACUAUUUUCAAUGCCUCCAUUUGUGCCUAUAACCCAAUCAACUUCAUAUCCAUUGCAUGGUUCAGUCUGUCCAAACCGUAUGUUUGGCGAGGCUUCAUAUAUGCUAUUGAUUAUUCCAGGGGUUAUGCUGAGAAGCAGCGAUGUGGCACCUGACAUAUGCUGCAGGGUUUGUGUUUUGAAUGGUAAGGUGACUGGACAAUUAUGGUUGUCUUUGUCUGAUUGAUGAGUUAAAGAUGGACUGCACUUGAAGUUUAUGACUUUACUAGAAGAGCCAUCUUGUCUAUUGUUGGGCUUCUGCUGCCUCCCCUGCAGGCACUGCUGACUGUUCAACUGAGUUAUCGGUAUUGCAACUUCUUCUGAGCAAGAGGAACUCUCUGAAGCAAAUUGCGAGCUUGUUGUUGCAGUUGAUUGAGGACCCCAGGGAAAGUGAAGGCUCCGUGAGUGAAGGAAGUCUGAACUCAUGCAUCAUCCAAUCAGUCUUGAACCCUUUUGCUGCUCUCCCUUUGUAAAAGACAAGAGACUUCUUCAGGCUUAUGCAUUUGGUUCCCUCGGAAGAGUAGAUGGGCCUCUAAUACAAGAAGUUAAAAGAGGAAGAGAGGAUGAACUGUAUCCGAGCUUCAUGAAACUUCCCUAAAUCGUCAUGCUUUAUGCCGAUACAUGAGAAAGGGAGUUUAAUAUAUGCUUUAAAAUGAAAUUACAACUGCUUGAACAUGACAAUGCGACCCACAGGCAUGACUGCAUCUAAUGACUGUUACAACGAUGUGAAUGGACCCAGAAAGCAAACGUUUAGCAUCUCAGUAAUAUAAUGGAGUCAUCAACAUCAUUUGUUUGAUUGUUUCUCAUUGAAUUUACCAGAGAAGUCAGUAAGGCAGACAGCAGAUCAAUCAUAUCGAAAGGAAAGGACAAUCAGCGAAUCAGUAUCAUCUGUUGACACAGAUGAUGUAUGAACAGCCACUGAUAGGGAAAAAAAAUCAUUGAGCCGACCUGAAAGCUACUCGCAACGAUUCAGGAAAGUACAAAUGCAUUUGUUAUGGCAAUUAUUGUUCUGUUAGUAACAAUAGAUCUAUAGCAAUUUGCAUUUGUGUAGCCGCCAUUUAGUCUGUGAGGUACAAUAGAAAUUUGAGAACUACAAUACCUUCUAGAGACAAAGAAAUAUAGCAAUACGGCAAUGAAGAGAGAAGUUUCAGACCAUAUUAUCUGAAGCGUGUUUCCAUUAGAUUUCAUAGGUAGAAACAAAUGACACAAGUCUUGUAAACUCCAUUUUCACUAGCUCUAGAAGUUUCCAAACUACUAUCUGAAGAACUUACAGAUAGAGCUGUGGAUGUUUUUUUUAUAUUUCUACAGAAUUGAGGACCAAAUUCAACUUAA